Molecule: messenger RNA, 1055 nt
Organism: Castor canadensis (American beaver)
Lineage: Eukaryota; Metazoa; Chordata; Mammalia; Rodentia; Castoridae
Source: RefSeq, a predicted model, not a curated record
CAAAGAAAUUGAAGGAUGUUCUUGAAGAAUUCCAUGGUAAUGGUGUGCUUGCAAAGUAUAAUCCUGAAGGGAAACAAGACAUUCUUAACCAAACAAUAGAUUUUGAAGGUUUCAAGCUAUUCAUGAAGACAUUCCUGGAAGCAGAGCUUCCUGAUGAUUUCACUGCACACCUUUUCAUGUCAUUUAGCAACAAGUUUCCUCAUUCUAGUCCAAUGGUAAAAAGUAAGCCUGCUCUUCUUUCAGGUGGUCUAAGAAUGAAUAAAGGCGUCAUCACCCCUCCCCGUACCUCUCCAGCAAAUACAUGUUCCCCAGAAGUAAUCCAUCUGAAGGACAUUGUCUGUUACCUGUCUCUCCUUGAAAGAGGAAGACCUGAGGAUAAACUUGAAUUUAUGUUUCGCCUUUAUGACACGGAUGGGAAUGGCUUCCUUGACAGCUCGGAGCUAGAAAAUAUCAUCAGUCAAAUGAUGCAUGUUGCAGAAUACCUUGAAUGGGAUGUCACAGAACUUAAUCCAAUCCUCCAUGAAAUGAUGGAAGAAAUAGACUAUGACCAUGAUGGCACUGUCUCUCUGGAGGAGUGGAUCCAAGGGGGAAUGACAACAAUCCCACUUCUUGUGCUCCUGGGCUUGGAAAAUAAUGUGAAGGAUGACGGACAGCAUGUGUGGCGGCUCAAGCACUUUAAUAAACCUGCCUACUGCAAUCUUUGCCUAAACAUGCUGAUUGGCGUGGGGAAGCAGGGCCUCUGCUGCUCCUUCUGUAAGUACACAGUCCAUGAACGCUGUGUGGCUAGAGCGCCUCCCUCUUGCAUCAAGACCUAUGUGAAGUCCAAAAAGAACACUGAUGUCAUGCACCAUUACUGGGUUGAAGGCAACUGCCCAACAAAGUGUGAUAAGUGCCACAAAACAGUUAAAUGUUACCAGGGGCUGACAGGACUGCACUGUGUUUGGUGUCAGAUCACACUGCAUAAUAAAUGUGCUUCUCAUCUAAAACCUGAGUGUGACUGUGGACCUUUGAAGGACCAUAUUUUACCACCCACAACAAUCUGUCCAGUGGUACUG